This is a messenger RNA of Coffea eugenioides, 1516 nucleotides long. Its product is annotated as DNA-repair protein XRCC1. Gene Ontology annotation, biological process: double-strand break repair via nonhomologous end joining; base-excision repair; single strand break repair. NCBI's taxonomy places the organism in Eukaryota, Viridiplantae, Streptophyta, Magnoliopsida, Gentianales, Rubiaceae. Gene Ontology annotation, molecular function: damaged DNA binding. The transcript has 7 exons. The record is from RefSeq and is a predicted model, not a curated record. Bases 290 to 1399 code for a protein of 369 amino acids.
UCAAAGAUUUGUGAGGCAUUCGUCUAGUAUUUUGCAUGCCAGAAAGCUGGACGGUAUUAUAGAUGACCGCUUUCUAUGGAGAAUUAUAGAAGAAAAGCAAUUAGGGUCGCCUAAGUUUCGAAGUCCUCACUUGACUUUGAGAAUGCUCUACUUUCCCCUUUGUUUGUAAUCGAUUUUAAUUUUCCCUUUGUUUGUAAUCGAGCAGCAAAAUUUUGUAAUUCUCCCGUAAAUAACUGAUGCUAAUUACAGCGUGCGAGAAAAUUUUUUAAGUGUACAGCAAAUAGCGCUUAUGUCAGAGUCGAAGAAAGCAAGCUCCGGCGACGGCCGAAAUAGCGCCGGAACCAAACGGAAUCUUCCUUCAUGGAUGAGUGCCAGAGAAGAGAGAGAUAGUUCAGGUGGUAAAAAUAAGGAGCCCAAAUCUUCUGCUUCCGCCUCAAAUUCCGGUUCCCACGACUUCUCAAAACUCAUGGAAGGGGUGGUGUUUGUGCUAUCCGGGUUUGUCAACCCGGAGCGGGCCGAGUUACGGUCUUGGGCACUUGAAAUGGGAGCGGAGUAUCAACCCGAUUGGAAUUCGAACUGUACCUUGCUCAUCUGUGCAUUUCCUAACACACCAAAAUUUCGGCAAGUAGAGGCUGAUUCUGGGACCAUUGUUUCCAAGGAAUGGAUUUUGGAGUGUCAUGAGCAGAAAAAGCUUGUGGAUAUUGAACCUUAUCUUUUGCAUCCGGGCAAGCCAUGGAGGAGGCAAAGUGUUCCCAAUGAAGCCAGCAAUGAUUGUAGAGCAACUUCAUCUCUGAAAUUGCAGAAAAAUGUGGAGAAAAGCUCAUGUGCACUGCCUACUGAUGGUGCUUCUGAGGAUCAGCCUUCUAACCAAGUUAGUGAUUGUUUUUCUCCUUCUAGAGUAAAGAAAUGGGCUAGUGAUGAUUUGACUAGGACGCUAUCAUGGCUGGAAAGUCAAGAUGAGAAGCCAGAACAGAGUGAGAUAAAGAAAAUAGCUGCAGAGGGGAUCCUCACCUGUUUGCAGGAUGCCAUAGAUGCACUCAAGCAAGGGCAGCUUAUCCUGCAAAUAAAUGAGCAGUGGGCCUGCGUCCCCAGGGUGGUUGAGGAGCUGAUGAAGUUUGAUGGCACCAAGGAUGAUUCAGCUUCAGUUAGCAAGAAAUAUCUUUGCAGACAUGCUGUCGCCUGUAAACAGAUUUAUGAGAAUGAGUACAGAAACUUGGAAGAUGAUUCAUCUCCAAAGAAGAAGUCGAAGACUAAUGACCAUGGGAAGUGCGGGUAUGAAGAAGGGACAGCUUCUAAGGGUGGCGAUGCCUAUGAAAGCGAUGAUACUGUUGAGAUGACAGAAGAGGAAAUAGAGCGAGCUUAUAAUACCAUUUCUUCUACACUACUUGAUGCUGGCUAAUGUUAACGUUGUUGUGCGCUCUUGUUGAAAUUUUGCUUGCCUUUUGUCAUCUGGUCUCAGUUGCACUGAUGAAACAGUGAUUGGCAGUAAAUACUUGGAUUCCUCUCGUCUUCUUCA